Molecule: messenger RNA, 2280 nt
Organism: Suillus subalutaceus
Lineage: Eukaryota; Fungi; Basidiomycota; Agaricomycetes; Boletales; Suillaceae
Exons: 15
Coding region: 40-2280 (746 amino acids)
Source: RefSeq, a predicted model, not a curated record
GCUACCCUCACACUCGAAACUAUACACAACAUUUACACAAUGUUACCUGCUAAAUACCAGCCUGUUUUGCAUGAUGAUGACUGCAACUUAUGGCAGAAGGAGCCAAUCAGACAGAAUUUCAAGAGCCUUGAAGAAAUACGCCUUUCAAGGAAGCAAGUUGAAUCUAUGCUUCAAGACACCAUCAGUGUGAUCAAGGAAGAUCCAUCUUGGUGUGUCCUGAUCAGUUCUUGGUGCCUUGUCACCAUUGGUACCAUCCCAUCUUUGGAUGAUACCCCUUCGCUAUUUAUGUUACGAGAGGGCCUAGAUAGGAUCCUCCAAAAAGAGCUUCAUCCUCAACCCAAGGCAUCCCAGGUUUUGAUGGAUAUGGAUUCUGAUAGCGAGGAUAAUUCUUCUGAGUGGGAAGAUUCACCAUCUGUUGUUGUGAAGCAGGCUGAGUCCCAUGAUGUUUCCAAGCCUCACAAAUCAAAGCUUCAUAAGUUUUGGCUGUUUCUGAUAUUUAAAUUAAUGUUGAUUGAUUUAGAAUUCACUGCCAAUGAUGCACCCAUCAAGUGCAGAGAGUGGGCAGAGGCUAUUCAGUUGUAUUUUUUCAAAUACCAGGACUUAACUCCAACUCAGCUUCAGCUUGCAGAAGCAAAGGCAGUUGACACUCUCGUUACGAUCCGCCUGAUAGGGGCUUCUACAUAUCAAUCUAAAUUUUGGCCAAUUGAGGUCAAGAAAUCUUCCCUCUACCAGCUACUCUGCACAAUCUGUGCACCAGAUACUGUGCUUGAGCUAUCUGCUGAUCAUCUUGCAGCAAGUUCAUGUAAAUAUCAAUGGGCAGCAAGUUUUGGUCUAAUUUUGCAUCAAUGGACCAAUUCAAGUGCUUUCAGAGACCCUCCACCAGAGCCCAAGUCCCUGAAAAAUACUGGUGGGCGGUUUCUUGAGCCAUUCCUGCUGCCAGUCAACCUUCAUGUGUUGGUUUUCUUCUGGAUGAGGCAGCAUUUAUUGCUGCAUGUAACACCUGGCUUUACACUACUCUUGAGAAGCAUGGGCAUAAGGAAAAUUGAUUUUGACCCUGCCAAGCUUUAUCACAAGAUCUUAUCUGAGUUGCGCUGCAUCAUUGAAGAGACCAUUGCAUCCAGGGCAUUUUUGAAAUGUAUACAGCGUGAGGCAUUUGGGAGGGAUACUAAAGUUCCAGAGCAGCUUCAGAAGAAUAUUUCUUCUGAACAUCAGAGACGUAACCCAUCCCGCUCUGUUCGAGACUCUGCUCCUCCACAGUCUGAAUCUCCACCACCUCCUCCUUCCAUUCCAGAUUCUUCUCACUCCACUUCCUACACUCGCUCAUCUUGUGAUCAAUGCUCAGCUCUACCUUCUUCUGAACACUGUGUCUUGCUUCUUAAUGUUAAAAGACGGACUGAUGUCCAAGACCUGUUUGGAUCCUUGGUCACCUGUGCCCCUUCUGAUGACUGUCUUCCCCUUAAUCUCAAGGAGGGUCAAGCAGAUGACCCUCACUAUGUGCACCCUCACAAUGAUUUGCAUCUGCAAUGUAUGGCAUUCCAUCCUGAAGUAUAUGCUUGCUGCAAGCGCGACAUUGUACAAAUGAUUGAUGUUGAAACUGGUAAAUGUGUUGGAGGUGUUAUCUUUAAUGCCUUCAAUGAUGCCAGCCUUCAAGAGAUGUGUGAAAAUCACAAAGCUAUUGUACACAAUCCUAGUGUACAACAAGGUGAGCCAAGGGUGGCCGUCGUGGUGAUGGGUAUAGCACAUACCCCCCUUUUAUGUGGUGACUCUGAAGAGCAUAUUCAUGCUAUAUUUCGUCAUGCACGUGAUGCUGGUGCACUUCUUCAAAGUGUGAAGUAUGCUGCUCCUCAUGUAGCCAAGGAUAUCAAGGAGAAGAGUGCAGCUGCUGAAAUGAAUCGUCUUGGUACCAGUGGUGCCAAUAUUUUCUACUGCUCCAAUUAUCUUAGCCCUCAGCACUUUGACCAUGAUGCCUCCUGGUCCAUUUGUUCUCAAUUGGACAAGGCAGGAACUGCUGAUGAGUGGAACUUUUGUUACACUGAAUGGGGUGCAUACAUUCAAACUCGAGCAAAUACAGUUUGGUGGUUUGAUUCCAGCCACCUUCAUGGCACCAUGGCACCAGCUGCCUCUGUUAUUCAGCAAGCAAAGCACCUUCGUGGAGGUGCCUUGUCUACAGGAAACCAUCUUACUGCAAGGAAAAGGGAUAUGCUAAGGGCUCGUGCAAUUGCAGACAUGCGUAGGCGAGUUGCACAAAGGGAGCAGUGGUGGGAAGAUGUUGUUAUAUGA